Messenger RNA from Drechmeria coniospora, 1104 nucleotides. RefSeq lists its product as uncharacterized. NCBI's taxonomy places the organism in Eukaryota, Fungi, Ascomycota, Sordariomycetes, Hypocreales, Ophiocordycipitaceae. The record is from RefSeq and is a predicted model, not a curated record. The coding region runs from base 1 to 1104 and encodes 367 amino acids. The transcript has 4 exons.
AUGGCGCCGCGGCAGAUCCAAAGCAAGCUUUCAAGCAUCAAAGACAGAAGCAAGGUGCCAUCCGUCUCCCUGGCGUUGCCGGUUCCGUCAGGCGUCCUGACGUCCAUCCACUAUGCCGCAAUUGCGGAAUGCGACCGGAAAUACGCCGAGGUGGCCAAGGCCGUGGAAGCCUUGAGAAUCAUCGAUGUCGAUGUGUCCAAGUUGAAAAUCUACGCCCAAGACACAUCAAGCAAGGGCGCCCAAAUCUUUGCCCAGUUGCUCAAUCAAGACGCCGACGACAUAAUCAAGCAGGGCAUGGCCGCUGCCAAGGAACCCGACAAGAACACCCGGCCGACGGUGGUGCUGGCCAACAAGGUGGUCAACGAUUUCUUGGACAAGCUUGUCCACUCGAACGCCCCAGAUUCGGCCACUCCGGCCAAAGCCGACACCGGCGCAGUCGGGAAAUGGGCGAGUAAAUUUGGCCAGUCCAUGCAACGGGUUUGGCCAUUUUCUGGCAAAGAUAUCCCAUCUCGUCUACCUCAUCCAUCUUCUUUUCCGGACGGAGCAGCUAACGAGGUCACAGAAAAAGUGCCCCUGCCGCCUGGUCCGUCAGUUGCCGGCGCCGCAGUCGACAAGACGGCCAGGAAGGACACCGAGUUGGGCAAGGCAAUAGCAGACGCAAUACUCGACGCGAAGGCAUAUUCGAAACUAUGCCUAGGCAUCUCGCCCGACUCCGCCGACUCCCUUGCCGUUGCUUCCAUCCAAGCGUUCAUACCCACCUCGAAUGGUAAAGCUCCGUCGAUUGGUUCCGUCAUCGCCGCUGUUCGGUAUUUUCACCACAAGGGGACCACCAUGGUGGGAGGCAACAAUCUUGCGAGUGUUGAUUUUGUCAUUUCAGCUCUGGAAACUGCGAUCCAUCAUCUUGAUGGUCAGAGACCGAAGCCAACCGUUCCCUGGAGCACAAGGAAAAACCGGGAGCUGUUCCAAGGACAGGUUGAUUUCCUCAAGGGUCUGCUGGAGCCCGAAUCAGAAAGGGCAUUUCAAGCCAUCAGUUUCGCUUCUCGAGGCCAAAAUGGAGUACCCAAAAACACCCAGCUUGCUCCAGAGGAACAAGGAGGGUCCUAG